This is a messenger RNA of Heteronotia binoei (common prickly gecko), 4893 nucleotides long. RefSeq lists its product as uncharacterized. Gene Ontology annotation, biological process: immunoglobulin mediated immune response; cytokine-mediated signaling pathway; production of molecular mediator involved in inflammatory response. The record is from RefSeq and is a predicted model, not a curated record. Gene Ontology annotation, cellular component: external side of plasma membrane; membrane. Gene Ontology annotation, molecular function: cytokine receptor activity; protein binding. NCBI's taxonomy places the organism in Eukaryota, Metazoa, Chordata, Lepidosauria, Squamata, Gekkonidae.
AUGCCCCCAGACAGGCGGGCUGCCCCGCUCGGCCUCCUCCUCGCCUCCUCCUUCUGCUGCUGCUGCCGCCCCCUCCCCGCGCCCGUUGGGCCUCCAGAGGUUCCUGACCUGCAGUGCUACACAGACUAUGCCACGCAGGUGGUCUGCCACUGGGAUGUGACAAACACAACUGACUGUGGCAGGGAGUUCCAGCUGCGCGGUAGGAAUGAUGAUGGCAGCCAGCUGGAGUGUGUCCUCGAGAACAGGAGACUCCCCGAAUCUGCCUCAGCUAGCUGCGUUUGCAUCAUUAAUGAGACCAUUUUUGUUGGGGUGACGUACUGUUUCUCGCUGUGCUCCGCUGCUGUUUCUCCCCUGAAAGCAGUGAAGCCCCGGGCUCCCACAAACCUCGCUGUUACCAAGAGCCAGGCGAAGAAGUCAUUUACACUGACCUGGGAAGACAGCUCCAGUCUGUUUCCCUCACCAGUAAAGUAUGAAAUCCAGAUCUCAGCUGAUGGGGAAAAGCAACCGGUAGAUCUCGCAGAGCGCACGGAUCGCUAUGAGCUCCACACGGACCGGCUCUUGGCAGGAAAAAACUACACCGCCAGGAUACGAUAUCAGCUCAAGGAGUGGAGAAGCCUCUGGAGUGAUUGGAGCAGCCCCUGCAGUUGGCGCAACGAUUUCGAGCCGGAACCUGGAGACCAGCUCUGGCAGUUUGUUCUCUUGGUCUGCUUCCUGGUGCUGGUGCUGGUUUCCACCUGUUACUGCUGCUUUGCCAGGCUGAAGCGCCACUAUUGGGACCAGAUCCCCAGCCCCAAGAUUGUGGACGACCUGGGGAGGAAGCCGUGUCCAGUCCCAUGGCAGAUGCUCCCGGGGGAGGAAAGGAAGGCGCCUCUCUGUGCCACAUCACCGGAUCUCUUGGAAAGGAGCUUCAUGGGUUCUCUGCCUAAAGACGGGAUGGCUUCCCUGGGCCGACCAGACAAGGAGGCCCAGAUGGUUCCCUGGGGGAAAUGGGAGGCCGUCCUCACCCCGGAAGUCCCUCCUGUGGAGCCCUCUCUGACCAUCUGCAGCCCUGCAGCCGGCCCCAGCACCCAGAUGGAGGAGGAGGAAGAGGACCGCAGUGUCCCUCGCCACCAUGAUGCCUUAGUGGACCUCUUUGUGGAUCUCCUGGGGGGCGGGGACUGCAGGGAAGAGGCUGAGAACCCCAAGCCUGUUGGGGAAGAGCCUCUGCCUCCAGCCGGGGUUCCACAACCAGCACUGGGCAGCCUCAGUUUGCUUGGCGAGAUGUCAAGGAAGAGCCUGGGGGGGUCUUCUGAAUCGGGCUGUCAGAACACCGUCAUUGCCACCUCUUCCCAGGCACCAAGCCCAGCCCCUGAGGAGCACCGAGGAGGCGACGACGGCCAGUCCUUUUCCUCCUCCCAAUACAAACGGCUUCUCUCUCCCCCUCCCCCUGCAGACCCCCAGGCCCCCCCGCCUUCCUGCUACAAGAGCUUCAGCAGCCUGGGGGGCUGGCCCACAGCCCCCUCCCACCAGCCGUGGGGCCCCCAGCAGGACUUUCCCAGCUGGCCUCUGAGCCACAAAGCAGCAGCCCCGUUCUGCCCUCUCCAGCAAGAUGGAGCCGCCUCCUGGAACACUCCGGCCACAGGGGAGGCUUACCUGCCUGGCUACCGGCCCUUCCGGCCAGCCUCCCAGGACCCCAGAAGUCUGGGCACAGGCUCCCCCGACAACCUGCCCCUCCUUGCGGCCUCUGGGAGCGCUCCCAAAGAAGGCCCUCCAGAGGCGGAGAGAGAGCCCCUGCCCUGGGCCUUCAGCCGCUGCCUGCUGGAAGAGGAGGAGGGGGAGGAUUGUGGCCAAGAGGGUGCCAGGCAGCAGACAGGAGCUUCCCGCCCCAGGUGCCCGUGGCCCCUUUGUGACUGGAGCCGGACAGAGCAUGAGGUGGUGUGCUCAAGGGCCCUUUGCGCUCAGCCGGCUGCUGGGUCUUCCCUUGGCAAACAGCUUCGGAACCUGGAAGUGGGGCACGAAGGGGGAAGGAGGCAGCCUGUCCCUUUGCCCCACCAGCUGGGGCGUUCAUGGUAUGGGAGCCUCUUCCAGUCUGUGCCAUGGGCCCUGCCGCUGCCUCCUGCCCCAUGGACAGCUGUGGGGGUGGUUCAGAGGAGGAGGAGGCUGGCCAGGCAGCCAGCCAGCCCGAGGAGGAGGAGGAGGAGGAGGAUGCGGGCCCAGGCCCUUCUGGUGCUGCUGCUGCUGCUGUGCCUUCAGCGCGGCCAAGGCGACUCAGCUUGCCAGAAUCUCAGGUGUUUUGCAGACUAUAUCCAGACGCUGACCUGCAUAUGGGACACUGGCCCUGGGGGUGCCCCCCCUGGAGGGAAGCUGCACAAUCUAACUGGCUGGUGGGACUGUGGCCACGGGGGCCCCUGUGCCUUCCUGCCCACCUUCAGUACUGCCAGCCACACACGCUACACCUGGACCUCAGAGCAGAAGCCCCCGUGUAUCUUUGGCGACACCUUCGCUGUGACGAUGACGACACUCACAGACGGAGGCCCUGCCAUUCAGCAGGAAUGCGGGCCCUUCCAGUGCCACGAAAACAUUAAGACUCAGCCCCCUGCCAAAGUGACAGCCACUGCCUACCCGGGUGGCUACAACGUCUCCUGGGAGAGCGGCUACACAGCCUACGACUACCUCCACGGGGAGCUGCAAUACCAGCUGCGCUACAGGCUGAAGGGACGCCCCUGGCACCCGGAGGGGGGAGGCAUGGCCGCAGGGGCCCUGAAGCCGGUCUUGCAGGACACCCCGACUCUGUGGCUGUCAGCCCAGGAGCUGGAGGGGGGCGUGGAGUACGUGCUGGAGGUGCGCGCCGGUCUGAGGGACCACUCCCACUACAAGGGCACCUGGAGUGACUGGAGUCCUGCCUGCAGCCUCCAGACGCCGCCCAGGGGCACCGCAGGAGCCCCCGCUGCCGCUGCCUGGGUGGUGCUGACGCCACUCCUCGCCUUCAGUCUCACGAUCACCCUUCUGGCCUUCCUGUGCAGGCAUUCCAGACCAUGGCAGAAGCUGGAGCAGCUCGUCCCCAGCCCUGCCCCCUAUUUCCAGACCCUCUACCUGGUCCACAACGGAGACUUCAAGAAGUGGGUGGGCACCUCCAGCGCCAGAGCCCCCCUGGAUGCCUCCGAGGAGGAGAGUUGCACGGCCCUGCCGGAAGUCUUCAGGAUGAGGCCCAAGCCCCUUCUCGCUACAGCCGACCCAGGGCAGACUGCUGCCUCCCUGCCAGCCUUCGCCGAGGAGAGUCCCAGAUCUGCGCUGGAGCAGGCCUACGCCCACCUCCUCUCCAUCCACACCGUCACCCUGGCAGAUGCCUGCGGCCUGCAACCCGAGGACUACCAUUGCCUGCCUGGGGACAGCAGCCACGCCCGCUUGGCCCAGCUGCAGCAGCAUCACCAUGGCAGCCCCCUGAGCACCUCCUCCCCGCCCUCUGCCCGCCACCUCUGCUGCAAGCCCCUUUCUCCCGGAGACCCGGGGGAGGGCCUCGACCUGGACACGCUGGACAGUGGCUUCGUGGACUCGGACUGUGGCAGCCCCCCCGGCGACUGGGAGCUCCAGGGGGAGGCCGCCACCUCCCUGCCCAGCUACGUCAAGCAGCUCCUGGAGGAUGGGGAAGACGGGCAACCCGCUCCGGGCAACCUGCCUGCUGCUGCAGCUGCUGUUCCUGGCUGCAGAGAGACAGCGGAGGAGAACAGCACCUCAAGGCAGAGGCUGAGUGACCUCACCUGCUGGCUGUCGCCCUCCAACCACACGCGGGGGGAUGAGUUCCGCUGCUCUGCGGAGGGACGGGGAGAGUUCGAGGAGAACGACCGCUACGAAGUCUUCUUGCACGACGCCUCCUUGGGAGGGGAAGCUGUCCACCCUCCCUGGACCUAUGAGCCCAUGCGGAACAUCAAAUGCGAUCCGCCCUACGACUUCCAGAGCAACAUGAGUGGCAGCAAGUGCCUGAUGGAGUGGAAGAUGCCAGAGGCCUACGUGGUCAUCUGGCGGGCCAUGCAGUGGCAGCUGCAGUUGAGGGCCACCCAGGUCCCGUGGGAGCAAGCGGAGACCAAGACUGUGGUCAGCGGAGAGACGUGGAUGGAAAUAGAUGCCUCUGAGUUCACUCCAGGCACCAGCUACAUCGCCAGAGCGCGCUGCAAAACCCCCGACAGCAACGAUGCUUAUGUCAGCCAGUGGAGCGAAUGGAGCACCGCCACAGAGUGGAGCACCCCCCCAGGACCUCAGCGGCGGCAGCAGCAGCAGCAGCGAGAGGAAUCCUUGGCUGCCUUUGCCUCAGUCUCUCUCUGCCUGGGCGCCCUGCUGCUUCUGCUCCUUCUCACCAGCUUUUACUCAAGGAUCAAGAGGUGUUGCUUAGCAAGCACCCCCAGCCCCGCAGCCUUCUUCCUGCCCCUCUAUGCCUCUCACAAUGGGAACUUCCAGGCUUGGAUUGGGAUCAAAGAGCAGGAUGGCAGCAGCACUUACCCUGGCAAGGGUGCCUGGCCCGGCCUGGCGACCCCGAGGCCCUCAGAGGGUAUUUCCCAGCUGUCCUCUUUCAAGCGCCUCCCGGAAGUGGAGCAGCCGUUGGAGGAGAGAGUUUGCCACUGGCUUGGAGUUCCACAGCAGCAGGACAAAGUCAGCAAGGAUCUCAUCCUCCAGCGGGGGGAAGCACAGGCCCCGAUUCUGCCUGGAAGAGCUCCUCUCCGCCUUGAAGGCCUGCAUGCCGCGGGGGAGGGCUUCCCUUAUUUGCCAUACAAGAACUCCCUGCUUGUGGAGCAGAGCCCCCCACAGGCGACAGAAAUCCUUGCCCCCCGCAGCAAACCCUCUUGCUGCCUGGGUUCCAGCCCCACCUCCCCUCCGUGGGUCCUAGAAGAGAGGCCAAGCCGGGUGGAGGGAGGCUUGUAA